ACCCCUGACUGUAGCUCUUGCAGAGAGAAAAAUUCACCGCAAGCAGAGCACCUUCUAGAUUGCUCCUGGUGCGUGGAGACAGAAGUCUCUGCUGUCCACGUUACUGAAUCCAGAAAAAAAAAUGACCUUAUGAACAUGGGAAAAGAAAUCCAGCUACGGCCCAAGGUGAACGUGUCUUCUUACAUCCACUUUUUGCUGAAUUACAGGAACAAGUUCAAGGAGCAGCAGCCAAACACCUACCUGGGCUUUAAAGAGUUCUCUAGAAAGUGCUCAGAAAAAUGGAGGUCCAUCUCGAAGCAUGAAAAGGCCAAAUACGAAGCCCUGGCCAAGCUCGACAAAGCCCGAUACCAGGAAGAAAUGAUGAAUUACGUGGGCAAGAAGAAGAAGCGGAGAAAGCGGGACCCCCAGGCGCCCAGGCGGCCCCCCUCGUCCUUCCUGAUCUUCUGUCAAGACCACUAUGCCCAGCUAAAGAGGGAGAACCCCACCUGGUCAGUCGUGCAGGUGGCGAAGGCCUCGGGGAGGAUGUGGUCCGUGACGUCAGGUGCCGAGAAGCAGCCGUACGAGCAAAGAGCAGCUGUCCUGAGGGCCAGGUACCAGGAGGAGCUGGAGGUCUACCGUCAGCAGCGUAACACCAGGAAGGGCCUCCAAGGGUCGCCUAAGAACGAGCGCAGAGGGAAAGCCGACCCGGACAGAGCCGACGGGUCCAAUUAGAAAUAAAGUGCCGUUCGACUGUGUCGCCCAUC
Molecule: messenger RNA, 743 nt
Organism: Canis lupus familiaris (dog)
Lineage: Eukaryota; Metazoa; Chordata; Mammalia; Carnivora; Canidae
Gene: HMGB4
Product: high mobility group box 4
Exons: 1
Coding region: 130-711 (193 amino acids)
Biological process (GO): regulation of transcription by RNA polymerase II
Molecular function (GO): DNA binding, bending
Source: RefSeq, a predicted model, not a curated record